This is a messenger RNA of Scaptodrosophila lebanonensis, 1807 nucleotides long. RefSeq lists its product as uncharacterized. The transcript has 2 exons. Gene Ontology annotation, molecular function: nucleic acid binding. Gene Ontology annotation, biological process: DNA integration. Bases 793 to 1482 code for a protein of 229 amino acids. NCBI's taxonomy places the organism in Eukaryota, Metazoa, Arthropoda, Insecta, Diptera, Drosophilidae. The record is from RefSeq and is a predicted model, not a curated record.
AACGGAACAUUUCCAGUUUAAGCGACAUGUUAUUGCCGCACGCUAUGAAUUUUUCAAACGGGAGAUGAAGCCCUCACAAACACACAAAAAAUGGGUUGCCGAUUUACGUGGAAUAGCACGCCAGUGUAAAUUUGUCUGUCUAGCACCAGGAUGCUCAGCUAAUUUAGUAGACGAAAUGAUUCGUGACCAAAUUAUAGUGCAUACGUCAUUCGAUCCAAUACGUUCAGCAGCUUUGCAAAAGUUACAACCGACAUUGGAAGAUGUGCUCAUAAUUGCCGAAAGUUAUGAGACAACAACCAAAACCGUUGCUACACUUAAGAACGAGAGCGAAAAGCAUAUUCCAGUGAACGCAGUGCACACACGCACAUACGCAAACAAGAAGAAAACAGUUAGAACUGGAAACACACAAAACGCAUUACAAUCGUGCUCUGGCUGUGGACACUCUCAUGCAAGAGAGAACUGCAAAUUUCGUCAUGCCCAAUGCAAUCAUUGCGGUAGAAAGGGACACAUAGCUGUCGUUUGCAAGUCCAAGCAACAGAACAAAAAUGAUCAUAAGGUACGAAGGGAUGAUCAUAGCAAAACCGUCAACGACGCACAACGUUUUCGUCAGCCAGAAAUUAUACACAGUGUAACAGGUAUAGUGAAAUUUGAUUCAAAUAAAAACACUAUUGAAGUCGAAAUUUUGCAUAAAUUUAUAACAUUUCAAAUGGAUUCAGGUGCAACCGUUUCAGUUAUAAAUUUACAAACAUAUCAGCAAAUUAACAGCCCAAAGCUGCAAAAGAGCAACAAAAUAUGCACGCCUUCGAGCUAUCUUCAACCACAUCGCAAAGUACAAUAGCAGCUCUUACAGAUAUUUUCGCCAUUGAGGGAUACCCAAAAACGUUAGUCAGCGAUAACGGUCCUCAGCUUACAUCCGACACAUUCAAGGAUUUUUGUAACAAACACGGAAUAACGCACAUCACAACAGCCCCAUUUCAUCCAGCAUCGAAUGGGUUGGCCGAACGGUUCGUACAACAAUUUAAAACAUCUAUAACAAAAAACAUUCAAGAGGGACAUAAAACUAAAAUGGCAGUAAUUAAGUAUCUAGCUUCAUAUCGAUUCACACCGAAUGCAGACAACAAAACCCCAGCUGAGUUACUUCACGGAAGACCAGUUCGCACCUUGUUGAGUCAACUUUUUGAGCAAUCACACGACAAUCAUCGUAGCCAUCAUUCCGAAAAGUACGCAAUUGAUCAACAAGUCUUUGCACGAAAUUACGCCAAGGGAGAAAAAUGUGUAGAAGGUACCAUAGUCCGUUCCCUGGGUAAAAUGCUGUACAUCGUAAAUACACACGUAUUUGGUCAUAUCAGACGCCACAUCAACGAACUCAAGCCGAGAUUUGGUCCAGAAACCACUGAACAGAUACGUCUGAAUUCUGGUGGCAUCAUUACUUGGAAAACUCAUCGUCACCAACAGAGCAACGAUCUACAUCGCCAUCGCUAAGUGCUUCCCAACCACUAGAAGCCCUACAGCCAUCUUCAGCAUCACGGUCAGCAGUCUUGCCUUCGCAACCGGAAGUCCGACAAGGUUCCAGCCACCGCCGCUCUGGCAUUCCUGUUCGAAGAAGCAUUCGGUGUCGCCAGCUUCCCAACCGCUACAGUCCUACUAACAUUAGAAAUAACUAACAGCGAAUGUGUUGUAAUUUAAGGGAGGAGAUGUUGUACAUCCUCAUAUACAUAAAAUAGCUUUUAACCAUUCGCACUUGUUAACGUUGCUCCAGUACUCAUUGUCAAUGUACUCAUUCACAUAUGCCACUAACAAAAUACUA